UCCUAAGUGGCUAAGUGCUCCUUCUCUGUGUGUUGAGUUGCUGUUGAAUUGCUUCCCAUACUUCUAUUUCAUACAAACUGAACAAUUGUGGCCCCUCUAUUUUAUUUAUAAAGGUUCAGUGUAUCUUUGCCUGCCUACAUCAAUCUGCAAGGGAGUUGCAGAAAAGCCUCAUGUUCAUCGAGCCGUGAGUCACAACCAAUUUUUAAAGCUGUUAUAACAAAAGAAAAGUGUUUGCUUUUUUUCACAAGUAACUUUAAAAGCGUAGCUUAGAAAGAAAGAAAGAAAGAAAAAAAAAAACAAAACCAUUUUGAGUAGACACAACAUUAUUCCUGGAUGCUUGCAAAUCCUAAACUAUAUUCAUACGUUAGUGUUACACAUACCUGUGUCAUAUACACAGCUUAGCUUUAAAGUUGUCACAUACCAUUACCACGUUGCCUUUACUUUUAUGUAUCGUUCCCCUGACUUCCUUACUGCAGGUGUGGGCAAGAAAGCUUUUCCUUUAAAACUUUUCAACAGUGGGCAUAAAAUUCUGCAGCUGAGGUCUUGAAGAAUGCAGAUGGGUAUAGUAUAUGUUGGAGCUCGCAGUGUGUAUUGACUAACUUUGUUUCCUUUUUCUUUUUUUCUUUUUUGCUUUUCUGAUAUUGUCUUGUUUAAGUGGCUCCUGAGUGUAAAAUGUCUUCUGAGGGCGGGAGGCGGGUGGGAAGUACGUUUCACGUUCCAGGCCGAGACCUACAAGACUCAUCUUUGCACGGCCUUGGAAAACACACUGCAUACUUGGCUUUGAGACCAAACGGACUGCUGUCUUAAUUAUCAGAUCAGCAAGUAGCAGUUGCCUAGACAAACUGUCCAGCACAGCCUUGUUUCGUGAUUCCUGACCCUCCGAUAGCAUGGGUUUCAGUAUCUCCUGCCCCUUCAGCCCAGUAAAAAAAAGAAAACAAAAGGCAGGGGGGUGGUGAAAAAAAGGCAAGCAUUGGCUGCGAGCCAGAGUGUCUGUCUCCUUUUUUCUCUGGCUGUGCUGUCUCUUUACAUGGAUGACAGGCCUUGGACGUUACUUGGCUCGCCAACACCGCGUUUAACACGGUGUACUGGGUGAAUAAAUGCUAAAAUAGUAUUUUUUUUUUGCCACUUAGAAGUUUUCCAGAAUAUCCUGCUACCCUAUAAGCAUUUUCAAGUAAUUUGGGGGAGCAGGAACACCAACUGUUUUAAUCUGCAUAUUGAGGUGAAAUGAUCAUACCGGCGUCUUUGUUACCUUACCAGUAUUCUAAUGUCUCCUUAUUUAAAACCACAAAUGAAUUUCAGGAGAUGAAACCAGACAAAGGGUGAAGUUUACAGAUGAUCGUGUCUGCAAGAGCCACCUCCUGGAUUGCUGUCCUCACGAUAUCCUGGCAGGAACACGAAUGGACCUGGGAGAGUGUACAAAGAUCCAUGACUUGGCAUUGAGGGCAGACUAUGAGAUUGCAAGUAAAGAGAGAGACCUGUUUUUUGAGCUGGAUGCUAUGGAUCACCUGGAAUCCUUCAUUGCAGAGUGUGAUAGGAGAACAGAACUGGCUAAGAAACGCCUGGCUGAGACCCAGGAAGAGAUCAGUGCUGAAGUGUCUGCAAAGGCAGAGAAAGUACACGAACUGAAUGAAGACAUUGGAAAACUCCUAGCUAAAGCUGAACAGCUGGGAGCUGAAGGAAAUGUUGAUGAGUCUCAAAAGAUCCUGAUGGAAGUGGAAAAAGUCCGAGCAAAAAAGAAAGAGGCAGAGGAAGAAUACCGAAAUUCAAUGCCUGCAUCCAGCUUCCAACAGCAGAAGCUGCGUGUGUGUGAAGUCUGUUCAGCGUAUCUUGGUCUCCAUGACAAUGACCGGCGUCUUGCUGACCACUUUGGAGGCAAAUUACACUUGGGUUUCAUUCAGAUUCGUGAGAAGCUGGAUCAGCUGCGGAAAACAGUGGCAGAAAAGCAAGAGAAGAGAAACCAGGAUCGUUUGAGACGGAGAGAAGAGAGAGAACGAGAGGAGAGAAUGGGCAGACGGUCUGGAUCAAGAAAUAGAGAUCGUCGAAGGUCACGGUCUCGGGAUAGGAGGCGGAGGCGCUCGAGGUCAGCUUCCCGUGAACGGCGGAAGUCUCGCUCCAGGUCCCGAGACCGGCACAGGCGCCACCGGAGCCGUUCCCGCAGCCACAGCCGAGGUCACCGGCGGGGGUCCAGAGACAGGAGUUCAAAACACAAAAAAGAAGUUUGGACAAUUAGGAAGUGAGGAAGACCCUGUAAUAACUAUUACUAAAGAGCAGAUCUUCUAGAGAUCGAUCUUCAAGAGAGAAGUCCCGAGACAGAGA
This is a messenger RNA of Oxyura jamaicensis (ruddy duck), 2316 nucleotides long. It is a transcript of the gene LUC7L, whose product is annotated as LUC7 like. Lineage: Eukaryota; Metazoa; Chordata; Aves; Anseriformes; Anatidae. The record is from RefSeq and is a predicted model, not a curated record. Bases 1398 to 2237 code for a protein of 279 amino acids. Gene Ontology annotation, biological process: mRNA splice site recognition. Gene Ontology annotation, cellular component: U2-type prespliceosome; U1 snRNP. Gene Ontology annotation, molecular function: mRNA binding. The transcript is spliced from 10 exons.